UUAGUAUCAUUUUGAGAGUCUCAUUUGAAACAACAUCUACGCUAAAAACCAAUUUCAAGGCAAUGAUGGAAAUAAAACAUUAUGAGAGUCAGGAAAUCAUAAAAGUGAAUUAUUUUUGGCUACGUGAUCACUGCCGCUGCCCACUCUGCUACAAUACCGAGACACUACAGAGGAAAUACAAUUUGUUGGAUAUACCCAGAGACAUUGCACCCGAAAAGGGGGGAUUUAAAUAUCUAAAGGAUGGCAAAGUGUUGCAAGUCAAAUGGACUGAUGGCCACAUCUCCGAUUACGAUGUGGACUUCAUAUUUUCACUCCAAGUGGAAAAAUUCCAAAGUAAAAAAGCCAAAUCCACUUUGAAGACUCCUUGGAAUUUGCCCAUAGUUUUACAAAAUGAGAGACAUAUACGCUUCAAACUCACCGAUCUAAUAUCAUCCGAUGCUGUGGUCAAGGAUUAUGUUUCAGCCUUGAUUCGCUAUGGCAUAGUGUUCAUCGAUGAGGUACCAGCUAGCACAGCCAUGACCGAAAUGGCCAUACGCCGUGUGUUUCCUGUCAUGAAGACAUUCUUUGGCGAGAUGUUCACUUUCACCGAUGCGGCCGAUCACGCUGAUACCGCCUAUUCUAAGGUAUAUUUGGGUUCGCAUACAGACAACACCUAUUUCUGCGAUGCCGCUGGGGUACAGGCCUUACACUGCUUAAGCCAUGUGGAUGGUGAUGGUGGUGAUAACUUUUUCGUUGAUGGCCUCCAUUGUGCGCUGGAGUUGAAAAGAAGAAACCCCAAGGCUUAUGACAUACUCACCAAGGUGCAAGUACCAGCCGAAUAUAUUGAAAAAGGUCAACAUCAUACUCACUCCGCUCCCAUGAUACGAGUAGAUCCGGUGACGCAGGAAAUUAUUCAAAUGCGUUUAAAUGUCUAUGACCGAGCCGUUUUUAAUACCAUUCCACAAAGUGAAAUGAUGGAAUUUUAUAACAGCUUUUGUGAGUUUUUAGAGAUAGUCCAAAGUCCUGAGAGUCAAUGGCGUUUCAAAUUACAUCCCGGCACUGUGGUGGUCUUUGACAAUUGGCGUGUCUAUCAUGGCCGCUAUGCCUAUACGGGCAAGCGUACCAUGACCGGAUGCUAUGUACAAAGAACCGAUUAUCAAAGCAAGGCUAGAGUAUUGGGCAUUAUUGAUUGAGUAAAGAGAAGUAAAAAUAAAAGUUAUUUAUCACAUAAA
Messenger RNA from Stomoxys calcitrans (stable fly), 1211 nucleotides. RefSeq names its product trimethyllysine dioxygenase, mitochondrial (gene Tmlh). Gene Ontology annotation, molecular function: iron ion binding; trimethyllysine dioxygenase activity. The record is from RefSeq and is a predicted model, not a curated record. Gene Ontology annotation, cellular component: mitochondrion. Bases 63 to 1172 code for a protein of 369 amino acids. The transcript is spliced from 2 exons. Gene Ontology annotation, biological process: carnitine biosynthetic process. NCBI's taxonomy places the organism in Eukaryota, Metazoa, Arthropoda, Insecta, Diptera, Muscidae.